AUGACGCAGCCUUCCAAUCGCGUCAACGGCCCAUCCGUAGGCCCCAACAAUGUCCUCAUCCCGCCCUCGCGGUCAGCCCGAGAGGGAGGCUCUCUUUCAGCGGCCAGCUUCACGACCGCGAAACAAGGGCAGUCAUAUGCGAGAUCUGCCCAGCCUCCACCCGGCAGCUUCACCUCCGAGCUCAGGUCAUUCAACUCGCGCCUGGACCUCUCGCGACUGGAUCUGAGUUAUAGCAAUGUGGAAGAUGGAGGGAACGAUACCGCUGCGUCGGAGCAGAAGCAAGCGGAAUACAGGCAAGAGAUCGAGAAGCAGACGCGCCUCAAGGCAGGUACUGAGAACCUACUUGAAGCGCUCAACUCGAAGAAUGCCAAGAAAUCGCGCGAUCAGCGAAUGGCGGCGGAAAGUCAGCUCAAUGCUUCGAACCGCAAGAUUGCACAGCUCAAGUUGGAUCUGGAGGCGGAGAUCCAGCGCAGCAAGGAGCAGCCGAUCAGUCCGAAAGGUAGACUCUCUCAACUGUUUCGGACACCUGCUUCGCAGCCUCUAGAUGCCACCGCCAAGCUGGUUGAUGAGCCAUCAGAAGAGGAGCAGGAUCCGGAGCUGGAGUCACCCACGUACAUUCUAGCAGAGAUUCUACAAGCUCUUGAGGUGAAGGAUAUGCAGCCGGACUACUACGUCAAUCAUGCUAAUGAUCUGGUCGAGCUAUUCCGGAGACAUCCCACACUCAAAUAUGAUUUGGCUUGGUCGAUCUUCGGUCUACGAAUGCAGGUGAUGCUGCUGUCUGAUAGUCGCGAAGUAGUAGCUGCUGCGUACCGCGUGAUACGAUACGCCAUUACAGACCGAAAAUCGCUGCAAACAGUCCGGGCCCUUCAGACCGACUACCUGGUGAUCCUCUCUUUGGUCAAGGAGAGCAAGGCUCGGGUGGAGCGAGAGCAGGCGUUGAAAUUCGUGCGUGCUUCCCUUGACGUCAAGGACGGCACGAAGGAGAUACACCCUGCGGUAGCCCGGAUCAUUGUAGCCGUAGCUGAUCAUUCAGACGACCAGCUCCGCAGCAUUGCAAUCCUUACUUUGGCCGAACUUCUCCUGAAAGAUCCCCCACUUGUUGUGAACGCUGGUGGAGUAAGCGUACUUUCAGAUGCCAUGGGCAGUGGGGUUUACCAUGCGCCGGAAACACUGCUAGGACCGUUUCUGCAACUCGUCGACCUCCCUGCGCGGCGAGGAGUGCUGAAGUCUGGAUUUGAAUUCAGCUCUGCGUUCGCCACCUUUACCGAGCCACACUCACAUCAUAAUCUGGACGACAAGCUCGUUGCCAGUUCUCGAGUCAUCGCUACCAUGUUCAAGAGUUGGUCCGGGCUUAUGACGCUCUCGCUGCACGACUUCCUGCCUGUUCGAUCUGUGGUCUCAUCUCUAUACAUCACCGACAUCAAAGUCCGCAACGCCAUUCUUGACCUGCUCAUCGACAUUCUCCGACUUGAGAAGAGGUCUUGGUCAACUCCAUUCAUCGGGGGACGGAGGCUAACGACAUACGCUCGUGUCGCUAAUCUCAACACCGAGAAGGAUCCCGCGCAGGAUCCCCAAUUUGAAAGUGAGAACGAUCGCCAGAAGCGAAACUUGGUACAGCAUUUCACGGCAGUGUCACUUGCUGUCUUACUCCGACAAGGUCUUAUGGAAGGCUUGCUGCACGCCGAACAUGAUGCGCCCACGGACGCCCUCAGACGUCGGACUGGAUUGAUCGUUGCCGAAGUGCUGAAGAAGUCAAGUGAGCUCUUGCCGACAUCGUGGAGCGCGCAGUUGCAGACCAUGCCAGGUCUGUUCAAUGACGCGUUGAGGUUCGCUAGCGAAGAGAGACAUUCGGCCCUGGCCACUGUAUAUCAGGUUGAUAAGGUCAACUUGAAGCUGUGGCGCUCAGAUCCAUCUACUACGACGAAGACCAGCCAGGAAACCGAAGGGGCCCGUGCACGAUCCGCUUCUAAGACUCAAGCCAGUGUAGAGAUGGACGAGGCGCAAUUCCGUGCCAAGAUGCUGGAAUCGGGCGUCUUGAACACGGUCAACUAUAUCAAAUGGGAUUGGAGCAUCAUCCAAGAGCUAAUAGAUGGUCCACUCACAAAUCCGAAACUGCUCUAUGAGGCUCUGGAGAAGUCUAAAUUCGUGCAUAGACUGCUCAAAUUUCUACGACCGUUCCAACUGCGCUUUUCUGACGCGUCGAACACGAAAGCCAAUCAGCGAUAUGUCAAGAUGGCGUGCACACUCGUAAAGACUCUGUUGAAAACAUCGGAAGGCGCAAACUACCUCAUCAACAACAAGACUAUCAGACAACUCGCCGAGUGUCUGGCACAAUUGGACGUCUCGAGUGGAAUUACUUCUAGGAAUCCCAUGUUCUCUCCCGAGCGGCUGUCGGAAACGCUGGUCGGCGGCUACUUUGCCAUGCUGGGCAUUAUGUGCAGCGACCCCAAGGGUCUACAGAUAUUAGAAAGAUGGCACAUCAUCAACAUGUUCUAUCACAUAGUCGAGCUUAAGAUGCGAGAUGACCUGAUACGCUGCUUGUUGACAAACCUGGACUACACUCUGGAUAGCCAUCCGCGCAUCAUUCUUUCCAAAGCGAUGAUUGCUGGUUCCAAGGCAAUGCGAAUCAUGGCUACGAGGAUUUUGCGGAAGUAUGCCAUCGAGCCUAUCGAACCCUCGGUUCCGGGUGGGUCUUCGGCAGAAUGGGCGAUCAAAUUACUCGUUAGCCAACUAUAUGACCCCGAGAUCGAAGUCUGCGAAGUUGCUAUCAAGAUUUUGGAAGAGACCUGCAACGACAUCAACUCGCUUGAGUACGUUGUCAAAUGCAGACCUGCGCUGGACCAUCUUGGGGAGAUUGGUGCGCCCUUGCUCCUCCGAUUCUUGUCAACGUCUGUGGGCUACCAUUACCUCGACGGUCUGGAUUACAUUACGCGAGAAAUGGACGACUGGUUUCUGGGCCGUAACGACAGCUAUGUCGCCGUCGUUGAGGCCUCCCUGGCGCGUGCUCUGUCAGAUGUGCCAGAAAAGCCUCAGUCCAUUCUCGAUGACUCCAUGGGCCCUCACGACUUUGGCUAUGUGCCGCCACAUUUCUAUCGCGAGCUCACGCGGACCUCGGAGGGUUGCGAGCUGUUGAAAGCCAAGGGACACUUCGAAGAGUUUGCUGCGACAAUCGAAGACUUCGCAAUGGAAGACGAAGAUCCCGAGACUAUCCUUAAAGUGAAGGGCUGCCUCUGGGCGGUCGGCAACGUCGGAUCGAUGGAGUUUGGAGCGCCAUUCCUUGAGCGGACUGAAGUGGCCCGCCACAUCGUCCAGAUUGCUGAAGAGUCCCAAGUCAUGACGCUCAGAGGCACGGCAUUCUUUGUUCUCGGCCUAAUAUCCAGGAGUCUCCACGGUCAGGAGAUUCUUGCUGAAUAUGGAUGGGACGGCACCAUUAACGUGAUGGGCGAAAGCCUGGGUUACGUAUUGCCUCUCGAUUUCAACAGGCUCUUCUCUAUCCGUACUUCAAGAACGACCGAACAGUCGAGUCUGUAUCGACAAUAUAGACCUGGAUCGAUCAAGGACGAUGACCCCGUCAAUCAGCAAAUUCUGGACUCCAUUACAAAGCUGGGCAACACCGUGCUGACAAACAAAGCUUUGACGGAGCUCACCUCGCUCAAGCACAAGAAAGCCCCCGGCUUUGAGAGACCGGAGCUUUUCAGAAAAGUGAUGGUCUUACUCUCCUCGCACGCUUACAGGAUACCCCAGUACCGUUUUGUGAUUGAUUUAUUUGAUAAGGGCGUCUUGAGGAGAAUUGUACUGGAGGAGGAAGGCGAUGAGGAGGAUGAUGAUGAUGCCGAAGACUCUUCCCAGGAUGGUGUUUAA
Messenger RNA from Lecanosticta acicola, 3861 nucleotides. The record is from the annotation of a GenBank genome assembly. Lineage: Eukaryota; Fungi; Ascomycota; Dothideomycetes; Mycosphaerellales; Mycosphaerellaceae.